This is a messenger RNA of Poeciliopsis prolifica (blackstripe livebearer), 975 nucleotides long. RefSeq lists its product as uncharacterized. Bases 1 to 975 code for a protein of 324 amino acids. The record is from RefSeq and is a predicted model, not a curated record. The transcript has 14 exons. Gene Ontology annotation, molecular function: protein binding. Lineage: Eukaryota; Metazoa; Chordata; Actinopteri; Cyprinodontiformes; Poeciliidae.
AUGCAGAGGCAAAGACGCAUAAAUCCAAAGGAAGAUGCCAAAUAUUACAUUGAUACCAAAACGGACAAAGUGGGGCUUGAUGUCAAGUACAUCAGUGCCUUUAAAGGCCGUGGUAUCUUUGCCACAACCUCUUUUCAGAAAGGAGACUUUCUGUGUGAGUAUCGAGGGGAACUGAUCAGUAAAGAGGAAUCUGGCAACACAGAACAGAUCAGACCUGAAAAUGACCAGGAUGAGAUGUCAACAAGUGUCCCAAAUGAGACAGAUCCAGUUCUGGAUUCACUCCCCAUUAAUUCAGAGGUGUUGGAGAAAGAAAUGUCUCAAAGUCCAGACUGUGCUCAUUCAAUGUCUACAGUUGGCAACACAGAACAGAUCAGACCUGAAAAUGACCAGGAUGAGAUGUCAACAAGUGUCCCAAAUGAGACAGAUCCAGUCCUGAAUUCAUUCCCCAUCAAUUCAGAGGUGUUGGAGAAAGAAAUAUCUCAAAGUCCGGAUUGUACUCAUUCAAUGUCUACAGCUGGCAACACAGAACAGAUCAGACCUGAAAAUGACCAGGAUGAGAUGUCAACAAGUGUCCCAAAUGAGACAGAUCCAGUCCUGGAUUCACUUCCCAUUAAUUCACAGGUGUUGGAGAAAGAAAUGUCUCAAAGUCCGGAUUGUACUCAUUCAAUGUCUACAGCUGGCAACACAGAACAGGAUUCAAAACAAUCAGACCUGAAAAUGACCAGGAUGAGAUGUCAACAAGUGUCCCAAAUGAGACAGAUCCAGUCCUGGAUUCACUCCCCAUUAAUUCACAGGGGUUGGAGAAAGAAAUGUCUCAAAGUCCUGACUGUACUCAUUCAAUGUCUACAGCUGGCAACACAGAACAGAUCAGACCUGAAAACGACCAGGAUCAGAUGUCAACCGGUGUCCGAAAUGAGACAGAUCCAGUCCUGGCUUCACUCCCCAUCAAUUCAGAGUGUCAAAGACAUCACCUGA